Messenger RNA from Trypanosoma theileri, 987 nucleotides. RefSeq names its product putative ascorbate-dependent peroxidase. NCBI's taxonomy places the organism in Eukaryota, Euglenozoa, Kinetoplastea, Trypanosomatida, Trypanosomatidae. The record is from RefSeq and is a predicted model, not a curated record. The transcript has a single exon. Gene Ontology annotation, molecular function: peroxidase activity; heme binding. Bases 1 to 987 code for a protein of 328 amino acids. Gene Ontology annotation, biological process: cellular response to oxidative stress; response to reactive oxygen species; hydrogen peroxide catabolic process.
AUGUUUUCUCGUGUUGGUGCACUUCUUUCAAGGCGCCUUGUUGUCAAUGUGGCGACGCAACACCGAUACGGUCGCUUCCGCUUCUCUCGGGUUUUUGCUUUUUCUACUGCUGCUGCCACGACAUUAGUGGGUGGUGCCACCGUUGUAUCAUGUUUUUCUGUUGCUGGUCGGGUGGGUUCGGAGGCGGCACCCCCGUUCGACCUAAAGGCUCUCAAGGAAGAUAUUGAGGCUAUUGUUUCUGAUGACUUGUCAAAGGGGCCUCUUUUUGUGCGUCUUGCAUGGCACGAGGCUGGUUCAUGGGAUUGCAAGAAGAAGGAUGGGAGCCCCAAUUCGGCCUCAAUGCGUUUUCGGCCGGAGUGUGACUAUAGCGGCAACGCAGGACUUGAUAAGGCACGCAAGGCUCUGGAGCCGCUCAAGCAAAAGUACCCUCAGAUCUCGUACGCCGACCUGUGGUCCCUCGCCGCGGUGGUGUCAAUCGAGACGAUGGGCGGACCAGCAGUGCCGUGGCGCUGGGGCCGCGUGGACGCGAAGGACGGCUCUGUCUGUGGCCCCGACGGGCGACUCCCCGACGGGUCCAAGACGCAGAACCACGUGCGCGAGGUCUUUACGCGUCUGGGUUUUAAUGAUGACGAGACGGUGGCGCUAAUUGGGGCUCACACCUGCGGGGAGUGUCACCUCGAAAACAGCGGCUUCAAGGGGCCGUGGACACAUGACAAGUAUGGAUUCGACAACUCAUUUUUCACGGAGCUGUUUAACAACGAGUGGGAAAUAAAUCCUGAUGUGAAAAAUCUUCAAUUUAUGGACAGGGCCACUAAGAACCUCAUGAUGCUGCCAGCGGACAUGGCCAUUCUACUAGACGACAAAUAUCGUGCAAUUGCGAAGAAGUACGCUGCCGACAAUGAGUUAUUCUGCGCUAGCUUCGCCAAGGCCUAUCAGAAGUUGCUUGAGCUUGGCACGAAAAACCUCAAGUCUGUCCCACGUGAGUAA